Molecule: messenger RNA, 1704 nt
Organism: Dicrocoelium dendriticum
Lineage: Eukaryota; Metazoa; Platyhelminthes; Trematoda; Plagiorchiida; Dicrocoeliidae
Source: the annotation of a GenBank genome assembly
AUGCCGCAAGGGCAGUCAAAUGUCCAACUCAUGAAAAGUGCAGUGUUGCCGUCACACCACCAAAACAGACAAUUAUGGAUAAACAAAUACAGUGCUGAUUUCUCCUCCGAGUCCUAUGAAGACGCAAAUAAUUGCUCGGUACAUGUGAUUAAGUUGACAAAUUACCCCAAACAGCUCACUCCGAAAGAGUUCGAAUAUAUAAUGUCACUUACCUCAGUUGAAUAUCUAAAUCACCUACGUUGUAACUUUCCCCCACAAUUAACGUCACUUAGCACCGACGGGGUUGCUUGUGUUAAGGCGCACAAGUGUGACAUUAGCAGUCCACUAUUUGAGUUAUGCCCAUCUGAACUUGUGUUCCAAAACUAUGUCGAAAACCACACAUAUGAACUACCAUUGAUACUGCGUAACGUUGAUUCGAUGAUGCACAGUGUGCAUUUGGUGCACGAAAACAAUCCAUAUUUUCAAAUAAAAUACUUAAGCCCUAUUGGACAUAAGAUUGCAGCAGGGCUAUCACUACACUGUCUGGUGUCAUUUACACCCGACUCACUUCGCGAUUACCAGCAUGAACUGCUGUGCAUUACUGAUCGUGAAACCUAUAAGAUUCCAAUUUACUGCCUCGGUCCUCGAGCUAUUUUAGACUUUCCUGAUGUAAUUGAUUUUGGAAGCUGUACAAUAAAAUACAACACUUCAAAAUUUAUCAUGAUAAGAAACGUUGGAAAGACUGCUUCCAGUGUCACACUGCAUACCACACCUUCUUCAGGUGAAACACUCUUUGUUAAGCUAAAAGGUGUGGGACAACUCGCUGCCGUGCAAUUGGAAGCAGACGUUUUAAACCUAGGAUCUACUUACAUUGGUCAAUCUGCUACCAAAAACUGUAUAAUCUAUAACAAAUCUGAUGUGUGUAUCAGAUACAGAUGGAGUCCUUUAAAAGAUAAUAUUGAAGAGGAGAACGAAAAGCACAAGCUCGCUACCUGGGUUACAGUUCCUUCCAAACAGAGGCAUUCCAUCACAAAAGGAAAACUAAUCAGUUGGUUUGAACAUUUAUCAUCUGAAAAACUGACACCAGCGCCGACAUUCGAAGACAUGAAAUCUGCACCAUUUACUAUCGAGUCUGUCCAAGGAGAAAUACUGCCCCAAAGUAGCCUGGAAUUUACCGUUUACUUCCAUCCACAACAAGCAAAAGAGUACAAUGAUACGUUGUAUUGUGACAUAGCAGGACAGGAAGAAGGACUGAAGCUACACCUCAGCGGAACUGGUCUCGGCCCACGAGUGAAAUUCUCCUUCCGUUGCUUGGAUAUGGGCAAGCUAUUCAUUGGAGCCAAGCACUCCUACGAACUUGUACUCUCAAACGUGGGUUGUAUCAAUGCGACAUUCUGCAUGCGAAUACCAGCUAGUGAAUUUUCCGACUGCUUCACAAUCACUCCGAGCAUUGGAGAAAUAGAACCCAACGAAUACCAGGCAAUUUGUGUUGAGUUUUGCUCACUAAUCCAGCUUGGGACUUUUGAAGAAGCAGUGGAAAUUUUCUUCGAAGGAUGUGAACAACCGGAAAACGUCCGGUUUUGUGGCACCGUGGUUGAGCCAUCCUUUCAUUUCGAACCACCGGAGCUGGAUUUUGGAGAAGUCUCACAUGGUAAGUCGCACGUUUGCUUUUCUCCUUCACGGUUGCUACAACUAAAAGUGGAUGCGUUUUUCGCCGACCGAUAA